Vicia villosa (hairy vetch) is the source of this 2116-nucleotide messenger RNA. Its product is annotated as ATP-dependent (S)-NAD(P)H-hydrate dehydratase-like. NCBI's taxonomy places the organism in Eukaryota, Viridiplantae, Streptophyta, Magnoliopsida, Fabales, Fabaceae. The record is from RefSeq and is a predicted model, not a curated record. The transcript has 12 exons. Gene Ontology annotation, molecular function: ATP-dependent NAD(P)H-hydrate dehydratase activity. Gene Ontology annotation, biological process: metabolite repair. The coding region runs from base 495 to 1640 and encodes 381 amino acids.
UCAGAUUCAGAUUGUUGAACUUCAUUUUGAUGCUGCUGCUGUUGAUGAUACUGAUCAGCUUUAGCUUUCUCCAGAUAAGGUUUGAAACCAAUUCGAAGACUCAAGUAACCAAACGCUACUGCUCCUAACACAACUAUCCCUGACCUAAUCGCAUUCAUCUUCAUAUCCGAUCUCGGAAUUCGAGCCAUACCCUCUUCAAAUUAACAACAAAAAUGCAAACUUUUCUCUCUCAAACUCAAAUUAAACAGCCUGUGAGUAUGAAUGUAAAUGGAUUGUUGUUGCAAUUUUGUAUAGUGCUAGAAACGGCGAAAACAAAUAUAAAGUAGCAAACGACAUCGUUUUGAGCAUUUUCCAAAUUGGAACACGUGGACAUGACUCAUGACUCAUACAAAUAGCGAAACUAAAAAAAAAAAAAUUGGAAAAGAGAGAAACUUUCUUAACUGUUCAGAGUUUCUGAGCUUAGUACCUUUCUGGGCUUUUUUCUGGGUUUGGUGAUGUUAAUGAAACAUGUGAUCAUGAAUUGUCAGUUACCUUUGUUGUGUUGUGCAAACAAUUGUAUGCUACUGGCUUCUUCACCUGUUUUCAGAAGACAGCGGUUCUUGGUGAGGUCUUUUGGAGGUAGUGUUGAUCAUUGCAGGAAUUCUGGUUUUGGAAAAAUGAAGUCUGGUCAGGUUUUGUUUGACGCAGAGGACGUUAUUAGAGCAAUUACUCCUGCCCUAGAUCAAAGUAGACAUAAAGGCCAGGCAGGGAACAUAGCUGUUAUUGGAGGGUGCCGCGAAUAUACAGGCGCCCCUUAUUUUGCUGCUAUUUCAGCCUUAAAAAUUGGUGCAGAUUUGUCCCAUGUAUUCUGUACAAAAGACGCUUCUCCUGUCAUUAAAAGCUACAGUCCUGAGUUGAUUGUUCACCCUGUUUUGGAAGAAUCGUAUAAUGUCAGGGACGAGGACAAGAAAAUCAUAUCAAGCAAGGUUCUUGCUGAAGUUGACAAAUGGUUAGAAAGGUUUGACUGUCUAGUCGUUGGUCCAGGCCUUGGAAGAGACCCGUUUCUUCUAGACUGUGUGAGUGAAGUCAUAAGACAUGCAAGACAGUCAAACAUCCCAAUCGUGAUAGAUGGGGAUGGACUUUUUCUUGUAACAAAUCAUCUUGAACUUGUUAGUGGCUAUGCCUUAGCUGUUCUAACCCCAAAUGUCAAUGAAUAUAAGCGGCUUGUACAGAAAGUACUGAAUUCUGAAGUAAAUAACGACGAUGCUUCUCAGCAAGUGCUGUCUCUUGCCAAACAAAUUGGUGGUGUUACUAUCCUAAAAAAGGGAAAAUCCGAUAUAAUAAGCGAUGGUGACACAGUCAAAUCAGUAAGCAUCUAUGGUUCUCCUAGACGCUGUGGUGGCCAGGGUGAUAUCCUUUCUGGAAGUGUUGCUGUCUUUUUGUCAUGGGCACGCCAAUAUAUUGAAGCUGCUGAUCAAGAUUCGAAUCUAAGUUGUAAAAAUCCAACAGUGUUGGGAUCCAUUGCUGGCGCUGCUAUAAUGAGAAAAGCAGCUUCCAUUGCUUUCUCAAAUAAGAAAAGAUCAACUGUCACUGGUGACAUCAUUGAAAGCUUGGGGAAAAGUUUGGAAGAUAUUUGUCCUGCCGGUUCAAGCUCUUUGUGACCUCCAAACACCUGUAUAAGACGUGUUGAGUUGAGUUACUCGUAUGAUUCACCUUAAGAAUUUGUUCUAUUUAAUAAAGGCGGUCUUACUGGUUGUUACAUUCAUUCCCUGAAGUUUUGUUUGUACAAGGUAACUUUGUUUGGUCAUUGCAUGUGAAUGUCUUGGAAGUUUUGAAUGAUGGCCAGUUUAGGAAGACAGUAGAAACUGAGACAUGUGCUCUCAAAAGUCUUUUUCUGUAGCAGGAAUCAAGUUCUUGAUACGCUUUUCUUAAAAUGUUUAAGAAAGUUAUUUCAAAUUAUCAAAUAUUCUUGCACCAUGUUAGGGUUUUUUUUUUUAUAUAUGAAGUGAUCAUGUAACGUCGUACGGUCCAAGAUGUGAGAAACAAUGAGCUGGAGUCAGCCUGAGGUCCAAGACAGAUCAAGCUAUAUUGAACUGUCUAAGUUGAUACUCUAAAUAACAUAGACUUCAAGUGUGUA